Cantharellus anzutake is the source of this 1258-nucleotide messenger RNA. RefSeq lists its product as uncharacterized. The transcript has 2 exons. Lineage: Eukaryota; Fungi; Basidiomycota; Agaricomycetes; Cantharellales; Hydnaceae. The record is from RefSeq and is a predicted model, not a curated record. Bases 55 to 1041 code for a protein of 328 amino acids.
CACGUGCGUCAUAGCCACACAUCUAUCGUCUUGUCGAUCGGCUUGUCAACAGCCAUGGAACACAGCGGACCCAAGAGUCCUAUGCCCAUUGUUCAUGUUGACUCUGGGCUCCGAAAACCAGCGCCUCACCCAUUUCCAACUUCUGACGGCGGGAGUGUCCUGACAUUGAGCUCCAAAGGAAGUUCCACCAUCAAGGCAAGCCGCGCCAACAUUUUCCAUGGCAUCCGAUUCCCAAGGCCUAAGCCGCCUGAGGAACGGGAGAAGAAGAGACCAAAGACCCCACUAGAUUCUAACCCUCCGGGUUCAUCUGCUUUCGGGAUACCUGGGCGCCACAUUCUAGACACCCUCCACAAAGGAAAAGGGAAGUCCAAGGAGCCGCAUCACAAUUCAGAGAGCCGAAUUCCUACAUCUCUCACUCCUGCAGAAGAGUAUCGUCGCCUCUAUCAGCACAACUUCCCAGAUAGACAGCCUCUUCCUCGCGCUUACGGGUCUAGCCCCGCCAUUGACCUGGCUACAGCAUCGUCACUAGCGUUGCAAGCGCUUAUGUCUCCCAAUUCCAUGCCACCAACCGCUAAAACUUUCCCUUCACACUCGUCUCUCCAGGAUACUCCAGUCAACAGCACUGAUUUCCUGAACGAGCUAGAGGCGGCCGCCGAGGAUGUCAUCCCUUCAUGGCUUGUUGGGAGUAGUCACAUGAAAAAGACCGCAGCAUUAUUAGCAGUAUCGAGCCACACUAAUCAUGUCUCUUCUGCGCCCCCGCCCAAACUCCAUUCCGAAUCUCACCAACGGAGGAAUUUCCCAUCUACUUCCAAUUACUGGAGUGAAGAUGAGGAAGAGGACAUUUCCCCCGAUGACAAGGAAGAGGAAGGUCCCUACAGGCGCCCCCCUGUUCGUAGGAAGGAUCGACGAUCCAAAAACAGAAAACCAAAUCCCGAGUAUAAUUUCGCCACUCGACCCUAUGCAUUAUCAUCCAGGCUCCCUUCCGCUCCCGGAGGAAGCAUGGCAGGCGCAGAUUCUGUAAUGCUGGCUCUCAGAAUAUAACGCCCCGUCAAGGAGACUUAAAGGGUGUAGGUGGGUUUCCUUCCUUUUCCCUUUUUUUUUUCUUUUUUUUAAGUCUGCAAAAAAGUGAUGUUGUCUGAAUACCCCAUUUCGUUUUUGGAUCGAUUGUUGUAUUUAUUGGGUAUCACUUGGUAGUGUACCGGUCCUGUAGCCGAACCAUCAUGCAUUGACACCCCAACAUUGCAAAGCCCCAGAGUAC